Messenger RNA from Anneissia japonica, 3440 nucleotides. Its product is annotated as actin-related protein 2. Gene Ontology annotation, cellular component: Arp2/3 protein complex; actin cortical patch. The transcript has 10 exons. The coding region runs from base 111 to 1295 and encodes 394 amino acids. NCBI's taxonomy places the organism in Eukaryota, Metazoa, Echinodermata, Crinoidea, Comatulida, Comatulidae. Gene Ontology annotation, molecular function: actin filament binding. Gene Ontology annotation, biological process: Arp2/3 complex-mediated actin nucleation. The record is from RefSeq and is a predicted model, not a curated record.
ACACACAUUCACAACAAAAAUCUAUGUUGUGUGUAGAGAGUAGGUAGGCGGUGUUCCUGAAACGUUGCCAUUCCUAUAAAUAGUGGACAACAAAAUCGGAAUUCAUCAAAAUGGAUAGCCAGGGAAGAAAAAUAUUAGUUUGUGAUAACGGUACAGGUUUUGUAAAAUGCGGAUAUGCAGGAAGCAACUUUCCUGCCUUUAUUUUUCCUUCCUUGGUUGGACGACCAAUCAUUCGAUCCACAGCAAAAGUUGGAAACAUCGAGAUAAAGAAGGAUCUAAUGGUUGGAGAUGAAGCUAGUCAGUUGAGAUCUAUGCUUGAAGUGAAAUACCCCAUGGAAAAUGGAAUAGUCCGAAACUGGGAUGACAUGAAACAUGUAUGGGAUUAUACUUUUGGUGAGGAGAAGCUGAAUGUAGACCCCAAAUCAUGUAAAUUGUUACUCACAGAACCACCAAUGAACCCUGCAAAGAAUCGAGAAAAAAUGGUUGAGGUUAUGUUUGAAGAAUACCAAUUUGCAGGCUUGUAUGUUGCCAUCCAGGCUGUCCUGACACUCUAUGCACAAGGUCUUUUGACGGGUGUUGUUAUCGAUUCUGGUGACGGUGUAACUCAUAUCUGUCCUGUCUAUGAAGGGUUUGCUCUACCACAUCUCACAAGGAGGCUGGACAUUGCUGGCAGGGACAUCACAAAAUAUCUCAUUAAGUUGUUGCUUUUGCAAGGAUACGCCUUCAAUCAUUCUGCAGAUUUUGAAACGGUUCGAAUUAUGAAGGAACAAUUGUGUUAUGUUGGGUACAAUAUUGAACAAGAACAGAAACUAGCCAGGGAAACAACAGUUUUGGUUGAAAAUUACACACUUCCAGAUGGACGAGUCAUCAAGGUUGGAGGUCAAAGGUUUGAAGCACCAGAAGCAUUGUUCCAACCCCAUUUAAUCAACAUUGAGGGCGUAGGCAUUUCUGAACUUCUGUUUAACACAAUCCAAGCUGCUGAUAUUGACACACGAUCAGAAUUUUAUAAGCACAUAGUCCUGUCUGGUGGCUCAACUAUGUACCCAGGUCUACCAUCAAGGCUAGAACGAGAGAUCAAACAAUUAUAUCUAGAGCGAGUGCUUAAGGGAGACACUACAAAACUAGCUAAAUUCAAGAUCAAAAUUGAAGAUCCACCACGUCGUAAGCACAUGGUGUUCCUUGGUGGCGCUGUACUAGCUGAUAUCAUGAAAGACAAACAAGACUUCUGGAUAACAAGGGAAGAGUAUCAAGAGAAAGGGCUAAAGUGUUUAGAGGUACACUCAGUAAAAGUAUAAAAAAAACAAAAAAACAGUCUACACUCUAUUUUUUACUUUGAUAAUAUAAUAAUAAAAAAAACUACAGGCUUUUCUUCACCAACCAAAGUAAUCUUUGUCUCCUGUAAAAAGCAAGUCAUGUUUUUUAAGAGUUGGUUUUUUCUUCUUUUUUUUUUUCAGUCUCUUAGAUAAAAUUAUUUUAUACCGAAAAAUAGUUUCUUACAUUAUAUGUUUAGUGGUCACCGUUAGUUGAGCCUCCAGACAAUUGUGUUAUCUCAUAAUUGUCAUAUGGUAGGCUAGUUUUCAAUUAGUAAGCUUUCAAUUUCAAAAUGGAGAGUUAUCCAACCUUGGUGGUCAUGGUACAAAUGGUAAAGUCUUGUCGCGUAAUCUGUUUUGAUUUCUGAGAACGGCGGUGCAUCCGGCAGUGACUAAAAUAUGCUUGUUCCUACUCUUAGAAUGCUGCUACACUGCUAGGCCUGAGCCAGGUCCAGAAAGUGUGACUGAGCUAGGCCUUAUUCUAGCCUUGAUGUACUAGACCUUUGCUUGAUGUUUGGAUCCUAAAAAUUACCGAAACGUAGUACAACUAGGCUAGUAUAUCCUUAUAAUAAAAUGAGUACUUACCUUUUGUAAAAUUUUAAGUAAAUCAUACACUCGAAUGUCUCUUUCGUUUAGAACCAGAACAAUGAGUAAACUAAAAUAUGACACAUUUGCUUUUGGCUUCUAUUUUGACACUUCCAUUGUAUGUGGGGGUUGGCAAAAUGAUGUUGGUUUUAGACUGAACAUUAAUUCAAUCAAAAACCCUUCUGGAAGUCAACAGGACAUAUGCAGUGCUUGUAUUCGCAGAUAUGUUUUUUCGUACCUCUUAUCAUCCUUAUCAUCUACCCUCCUGAAAUUGAAAGUUUGCUAAGCAUUCAGUACUACAUUGUAGUAUGGGUGUAGUUCAGUAGAAAUAUGAAAGAUAAUAUACAGCAAUGAAAGCUAUAUUACUGAACUAUGAUGUGCAAGUCUAUGCUAUCACUAAUUUUGAUAACUUCUGGUUCUAUAUAAAUAACUUCUCAGACACAGAGGGUGAGAAUUGAAUGAUUAGCAUUAUUAAUUCAUUGAUUAUUAAUUUGAGUUGUCAGAAAAUCUAAGAUCUGAUAUUUUUUUUUUCAUUAGUGAAUAUUAUAAACCACUUAAUAAAAUAUGAAUAUUACAGUUAUUACAAUUAUUAUUAUUUCAGAAUAUAUUUCCAUAAAUGGUAUUUUCUUUUUCACAUCAAUAAUAUUUAUUUCAUUACUAAGAAUGAUCGAUAUGAAAAUGUCUAGUUUAUAACUGUCCCCUUUGAAUAUUUUAAAGUACAGGAUCAGUACAGUUUUUAAUAGUGAUUAGCUGAUAUUUUUUUAUAAAGAAAAUAGUAAUAAUACAAAUUCAGGAAUUUAAAUCAAUAAAUAUAUCAGUUAUUGAUUUAAAUUAGUGUUUUUUGUGAUUUAUAUGGUGGAAAAGUUCUGGUGUUGCUUAUGCUGUAUUGCAUACAAAAUAUUAUAUAUCACUGGAUACUAUUCCUCUAAAAUUAAAUAUUAAUUUAAUAGUUCUAUAUUAUUUGUUGUAAAAAAAAUGCCUAGUUAGAUAUUAAAUAAUAAAUCUUAAAUCAAAUUGCCAUGUAUCCCUAGCAAUUUUUUGAGAUACUUUGUCUUUUUUUUAAACAGACAAAUGUCUCAGUAAUUGGUAACUAUUAUUUUUAAUGGUUACAUUUUUUUAGCAUGACCAAAUAUACAUCUUACUCUGGUACAGUAUCAAUAUUGAUCAAUAUAGACCAUUAUUUGCUGAUGGCCUAAUUUUUCUCAAUAUUAACUGAUCUUUGAGUUUCGCUUAUGGUGGUCAGUAGUGUAUUAACCUUUGCCAAGAUUUUGUAAAUUUUAUUUUGAAUGCAGUUUGUAAAUCUGAGUAUAGUUUUGGGGUUUUGCCAUUCCCAAUGUCAAGGGUCAUGUUUUAGAAUCAUGAAAACCAACCUCUCCGUUUUUUGACAUUUGAGGAUUCCAUUAAAAAAGCAGGGGAAUUCUAAGAAAAAUAAUGCUGUUAGAUCGUAACACAAUGGGUAUCAUUUUUUUAAUGAUUGAGAUUGACAACGUUUGCAUGUAGUGUAUAAGAACAAAUUAAAUAUAAAGACGUAAGUAACUUUCGAAA